AUGCCGAAACGCAAACACUCCGACCUCUACACCACCAAAAACCCCGUCGCGAACGACGAAACCACCCGCAUCGCGAACCGCCUCUCCGUCAAAUUCGACUAUGAAGUCAACGUCCUCUCGCGCGCACUGAAACUCUCGCGCGGCUUCGAAAAGCAGAAAAUGGGGAGACGGGGGAAGAAAGCACGGAGCGAGGAGGGUGCGAAGCCAGGGACGGUGGGGAGGUUAGAGGAAGAGAAUAAGAUUCUCAAGGCCCUCGACAUGGACAAAACAGCAAGCAAAUACCUCCUCAAACAACUUGCGCGCACAAAACGUAUCGCUGAAGCGCCUGCGUUCAUUUACUUCCGGGAGAACUCGAAGAAGAGUAUCUCGCUUGAGGGGCCGCAGAGUGCUGCGGAAGGGAAUGUUCUUGCGAGGCUUUACAAGUCGAAUCCGGUGAAGGAGGUGUUCCCGGGCAUUAUGGAAGGUUUCAAGAAGCUUCUGGGGUUGGAGGAUGUGGCCAAGGGGAAGCAGGAGAAGCAGGGCGGUACCUCGGAGAAUACGGCGCGGGGGAAGAACGAGGGUGCUAAAGAGAGCAAGCAGCCCAAGGCCAAGGUCAAGGAUGAGGGUGCCAUUGAGGAGACAGACGUGGACGUAAACAUGGACGAAGAGGCUGCAAGUGGCAGUGAAGACUCCGACGCCUUUGCACAAUUCAGCUCCCGCCUGGCCGGCUCCGACUCUGAAUCCGAUGACGACGACGACGACAAGGACCGCCCCGACCCUAUGGCCAUCUCCCCCUCCCCAUCGCGCUCCCCAUCCCCCGGCCUUGACCUCGAACCCUCAGCCUCCCCCUCAGCCUCUCCCGAGCCAGAACCCUCCCCCGCCAAGAAACCUAAAACCAAAACCUCCAAAUCCGCCCCCGCAACAAGCACAACUUUCCUCCCCUCCCUCUCAAUGGGCGGCUAUAUCUCCGGCUCCGAAUCCGAGCCCUCAGACGACGAAGACGCGCAGCCGCGCCGCAAGAACCGCAUGGGUCAACAAGCUCGUCGCGCUCUUUGGGAGAAGAAGUUCGGGUCGCGCGCGAAUCACCUCAAAAAGCAGGCUGCUAAGGAGAAGAGGAAUCGGGAUAGUGGGUGGGAUGUGCGAAGGGGUGCUACUGGUGGUGGUAGUGGUUCUGCUACUGGCGCGAAUAGGGAGAUGAGGGGGAAUAAACUUCAGAGGGGUGGUGAGAAUAAGAGGACGGAGCCUAAAGAUGAUAAACCGAUACAUCCUUCGUGGGAGGCAGCUAGGAAGGCGAAGGAGCAGCAGGCGAGUACGGCGGCAUUCAAGGGGAAGAAGGUCACUUUUGAUUAG
This is a messenger RNA of Aspergillus chevalieri, 1329 nucleotides long. Its product is annotated as BUD22 family protein. Gene Ontology annotation, biological process: maturation of SSU-rRNA. The transcript is spliced from 2 exons. The record is from RefSeq and is a predicted model, not a curated record. Gene Ontology annotation, cellular component: 90S preribosome; nucleus. NCBI's taxonomy places the organism in Eukaryota, Fungi, Ascomycota, Eurotiomycetes, Eurotiales, Aspergillaceae. Bases 1 to 1329 code for a protein of 442 amino acids.